GGUUUGCUACCCCAUCACCAAAUCUCUGCUUUGUCAAAUUUUUGGUCCAUUUGGUGUGGUGGAGGAUAUCUAUCUGUACAAUGGAUGGGACUGGGUGGAGGCUCGAGUGAUAUUCCAAUCAAAACAACAAGCUUGUGAUGCUUUUGGUGAAUUGCAUGGUCGGAACAUUUAUGAUGGUUGCUGCCAGAUGGAGAUCAAGUGGGGUUUCUCCCAGGAGCGGCGUUUCUGUGGUCUCGAGCAACAGCAGUACAACGGCUAGUUCGUCAUCAGUGUUGUUCCCUUCUGGUGAGGCAGCAGUAAGUUCAUCGUCCAAGUGGUUUCUUUCUACUGCUGCUUCUAUGUCCACAAUUGAUGAGCUUUUCUCUGAGAAGUUUCGUGUGGAGGCGGAUGCUAGUGGAGAACACACUAAGGCUACUGCUCUUGUGGAAGUGGCGGGCGGUAGCACUAUUGCUAUACCUCUAGUCACCAACUCAGAUCGUGACAUCGAUGAUGAGCUUCAUGUGCCAGAGGUUGCGACCAUCGUCAAGGAGGCUGCUCCUGGUCCUGACUUCAUUGUUCUGGAUUCAUCGGCCAACCGCAGCGUGGGCAGCAAUAUCAGCAUCGGCAUGUCCAGCAAUUGUUCGACAAAAUGCCCAAUUAUUCUUGCUCAUACUUUGACAGUGACAGCCAUAAGAAUGAAUGACAGGGUACCAACGUCAUCCUUGACCUCUCUGCUACUUACGUUGAGGUUUGAUGGACCUGAUCUCCAUCCAAUGAAAUGGUUCCCAUCGAUGCCCAUGGAAUUCAUGUGUGACAAUGUUGAGAUUCGGCCAAGGCCAUGGCCAUCCUUUCUCAUAGAGGUUGGGGUUAGUUCUUUCUGGUGCUCUGGUUUGUUCCAUCCGCCCACAUGGUUACUUAUUGUUGGACAAAAAUUAGUGGAGAUAUCAGCGAUGAGGUUUAGACAGAACUUGUCUCUAGGAGAUGCCACUAUGCUCCAAGUUCUUGAGAUGCCACUGAUGAAUUUUUGGCAGGUGUACUACAGCGGGCUUGAAAUGAGAUGGACAUCAUUGGUUCUCGCGAAAAUUGCAGUGACAUUGUCUGAUCAGUUCCCAAGUUGUCGUUGGAUGCUGAUACAAGAGUCAAAUCAGUGUGUGUGUGGUGGUUAAUUUGAAUCUAUUUUGGUUAAAGUGUGCUUUAGUUUGCUCUCAAAAUCACCAUGUCUGCCUCCAGUUUGUCAACUAUUCAGAAGUCUGCUGGUU
Molecule: messenger RNA, 1238 nt
Organism: Panicum virgatum (switchgrass)
Lineage: Eukaryota; Viridiplantae; Streptophyta; Magnoliopsida; Poales; Poaceae
Exons: 2
Coding region: 138-1145 (335 amino acids)
Source: RefSeq, a predicted model, not a curated record